Molecule: messenger RNA, 1411 nt
Organism: Hypoxylon trugodes
Lineage: Eukaryota; Fungi; Ascomycota; Sordariomycetes; Xylariales; Hypoxylaceae
Product: ribosomal protein S8e
Exons: 3
Coding region: 177-959 (260 amino acids)
Biological process (GO): maturation of LSU-rRNA; maturation of 5.8S rRNA
Cellular component (GO): nucleolus; preribosome, large subunit precursor
Source: RefSeq, a predicted model, not a curated record
CGUAACUUUUUUUUCUAUCUCUUGUCACCGACAACCUCGACACCUCCAGUGUCGUCGUUCGCAACUUUCACCAGAUUUUCAAUUGUGCACUCCUUUAAUACUCAAAUAUUAAAAUUGGAGCAAGAAAUUUCUAAUAAUUAAUUCAGAAGUCCCUUUCGAGGGCAAAUCCAUUCAUCAUGCCUCAAAAUGAGUACAUGGAACGUUUCCGCAAGACCCAUGGUCGCCGUCUCGAUCAUGAGGAGCGAAUGCGAAAGCGCGAAGCCCGUGAGGGACACAAGGCCUCCAAGGAUGCACAGAACCUACGAGGUCUACGCGCGAAGUUGCACCAGGCGAAGCGACAUAAGGAGAAGAUCCAAAUGCGCAAGCAGAUCAAGGCACACGAAGAGCGCAACGUCAAGUCUGCCGCCGAAAACGAUCCCAAAACGCCUCUCCCUAACUAUCUACUCGACCGCUCCAAUCCUACCCAGGCCAAGGCGUUGAGUAGUGCUAUCAAGAACAAGCGUGCCGAAAAGGCCGCCAAGUUCGCAGUACCCUUGCCUAAGGUUAGAGGUAUCAGCGAAGAGGAGAUGUUUAAGGUUGUCAACACUGGAAAGAAGACACAUAAGAAGAGCUGGAAGCGUAUGGUUACAAAGCCCACGUUUGUUGGACCGGACUUCACGAGACGGCCGGUGAAAUACGAGAGGUUUAUACGGCCUAUGGGUUUACGAUAUAAGAAAGCCAACGUAACACACCCCGAACUAGGCGUCACAUUACAACUACCCAUCAUCAGCGUCAAGAAGAACCCGCAACAACCCUUAUACACACAACUAGGUGUACUAAGCAAAGGUACCAUCAUCGAGGUCAACGUUUCCGAACUUGGGCUUGUCACCGCCGGUGGUAAGGUCGCUUGGGGUCGUUACGCGCAGAUCACGAAUAACUGCGAGAACGACGGAUGUGUCAAUGCUGUGCUAUUAGUUUAAAGCAAGCACCAUAUAACUAUCACACUUCUAGCUACCCUUCUAGCAGAGGGGUGGAAUCCGACUAACGGCAUAUACGAGAGGAAAUGACCAUUGGGACCGGUCAAGGGGGAGGUGGCUCUUCAAAAAAGGAGGAAAGGGGACGACGGAUGAUCCCCAUCAUGCAAUACAACGGCGUCCGGUGUUUUGACGAGAUUCAUAUUCUCAUUGGUUGAUGUUUAUGGCGAAAGUCAUUGUCAAUAGGAAGGCCAUAUAUUUUCCCGAACAAAAAGUAGAUAUCCUCUGCCGAAUCAAAGCAAAUUUGACGAUUAACUCAAUAAGAGAAGUCUGAUGUAGAAGUACCCUUGCCACUAUGGCCUAAUGUUUCGACCUUUGGUGUCCAAAAUAGCUUCACAUAAUUGGUGGUUAUAUCACCAUGUACCUAAGUGCCAACUACACGUAAUGGGAGGAAAUGC